AUGGGUGGCAAUGCUGAGGAGCACCAUAUGGCUUUUGGGAAUAAAGAAAGAGUGCAUUUUCUGCAACUCAAGGGUGUGACACUGAUCUACCUUGCUAACGUUCCUCACUCGAUGGAGAUACUGACGGUUCCGGGCGAGAUGGCUCAGUGGUUAGGGCGUGAAUUUAUUGACCGUGAGGUCCGUGGUUCGAACCCGAGCUCUGUCUCUCAACUCCCCCUUUUUAGGCUGGCGGUUUCCCAAACUUCGUGCUUCCUUCUGGUGGCACGGCAGUUAGGCACCGAAAGGGUGCUGAGGCUGAACGGCUUCUAUUUUUUCAAAUUUCCAUUGACAGGUCCAACCGAUAAAAAAAUCAAACGAUCUUCUUUCAAAUUUCGUCCGGCACCUUCCUAUCUCUAUUCAACCGAUUGCCAGGACUUGCACCAUCUUCUGCUGCAAGUGGUUACUUGA
This is a messenger RNA of Opisthorchis viverrini, 447 nucleotides long. RefSeq lists its product as hypothetical. The coding region runs from base 1 to 447 and encodes 148 amino acids. The transcript has 2 exons. The record is from RefSeq and is a predicted model, not a curated record. Lineage: Eukaryota; Metazoa; Platyhelminthes; Trematoda; Opisthorchiida; Opisthorchiidae.